AACGACGGCUCACUCCGCUUGUCUCGCAAUGGAACCAAUUAAUUCACUGCCCGCGCGCUGCUUGGCAGUCUGGGGUAAAAAGUAAAAGUAUCUCUUUAGGGCUGCUGGAGGGUUGCAUCGUGGGAUAUCUUGCCUGGACACCUCCCCGUGGCAUGGAGAAUAUGGGCUCGCUGUUCUAGCCUUAUGAAGAUCAAUCCCAUACGUUGGGGUUAGGUAAUAGCAAAAACUACGCCGCCGACAAGAACACAAAAGAAGACAAAGAGAAAUAGAGAAAAGGAAAGGCCACCAUGUCGACCCUCGGCGAUGACGCGAAACUACGCACUGAUACGAUCCACCUGGAUACUCGUGUGGAGGAGGUCGACGCGGCCCAGAGGGAGAAGUACGCGCAGGAGCAGAAGAAUGUCGGCACUUUACAACGUCGCUUGAAGUCGCGACAUGUGCAGUUCCUGGCACUUUCCGGGGCCAUCGGAACGGGGCUCUUUGUGGGCAUGGGCCAGGUGCUGUCUCUGGCUGGUCCCUUGUCCGCCGUGUUGGCCUACGCGAUCACCGGCUUCAAUCUGUACGCCGUGAUCAACAGUAUGGGUGAGAUGGCUGCUUGGCUGCCACUGCCCGGUGCCGUGCCAGUCUAUGCUGCGCGGUUUGUGGACGAGGCGCUGGGGUUCACGCUGGGCUGGAAUUACUGGUAUCAGUUUGCCAUCGGGGUUCCCAUCGAGAUCAGCGCGGCUGCACUGAUCAUUGAGUACUGGCCCAACGGCGUCGAUCCCGCCGUGUGGAUCACCAUCCUGUACAUCGCGAUUUUCUUGCUUAACUGUCUCCCCGUGCGCGUUUACGGGGAGUUGGAAUUCAUUCUGGGGUCCAUCAAGCUCCUCACUAUUGUGGGCCUGAUGAUUCUCAUGUUCAUAAUCACCCUUGGCGGCGGUCCCAACCACGAUCGAAUCGGGUUCCGAUACUGGAAGGACCCCGGUCCCAUGCAGGAGUAUUUGAAGACCGGCGAUCUCGGACGGUUUCUGGCCUUCUGGAAGGUCUUCAUCCAGGCAACCUUCAGUUACGGUGGGAGCGAGAUGGUUGUCGUGGCGGCGGGUGAAACAGAGAACCCGCGACGCAACAUACCUAAGGCCGUACGCCGAGUCUUCUGGCGUAUUGCUAUCUUCUACGUUGGCAGUGUCUUCCUAGUUGGACUGUGCGUUUCGUCGCGCGAUCAGCGUUUGCUGAAUGCCAUCAGCCAUGGCGCCGAAGGGGCAGGCGCCAGUCCAUUCGUCAUCGCCAUCUCCAACAGUGGCAUCAAAGUGCUGCCCUCGAUCAUCAACGCCGUCAUCCUCUCUUCAGCGCUGUCUGCCGGCAACUCGUUCUUCUACGCUUCGACACGAAUCCUCUAUUCUACCGCGCUGGACGGAAAGGCGCCGCGAAUCCUGCGCUACGAGAAGUUUGGUGUCCCGUACGCCUGCGUGGGAGUUACCGCCGCUCUCAGCCUUCUCGUCUAUCUCAACGUUUCGGCCAGCGCCGCGGAAGUCUUCUUCUGGAUCAGCAAUCUGAGCUCAGUCAGCACGCUGAUCGUUUGGGCCUCCGUGGCCAUCACCUACACGCGAUUCUACGCGGGUCUGAAGCACCAUGGCAUCCCGCGGACAGACUUACCCUUCAAAACGCCUUUUCAGCCCUUUCUUGCCUACUUUGCCAUCGCGUUCUCCACCAUCGUUGCGUUCUUCAAUGGCUUCGACGCCUUCUUUCCGGGCAAGUUCAGCGCCAAGACGUUUGUGCCGCCGUAUAUCGACAUUCCUAUUUUCGCAAGCUUGUUUCUAGGAUAUAAGAUUGCCAAGCGUACUAAGUUCGUCAAGGUGCAGGACAUGGAUCUGUGGUCAGGCAAGGCAGAAGCUGAUCAGUUGGAGGCAUUAUGGGAGGAGCCUCGGCCACGGAACUUCCUCGAGCGGAUUUGGUUCUGGAUUGCCUGAGUGGUCAGCUGAAUAGGUUCAGGGCUGAGAUUACAUUGAGACCGCACGGAUACGAAAGCAAGACCAAGCUUAUAUGUAAUAGCGGUAUGGAGAGGCUGCAAAACUUUCUAUUAAAACCUAACUGAAUAACUUAUCACAUCAUGCGAGUACUAAUACCGAUUAUGCUAAAUCUUACACAGAGAAAUGACAUUAUCAUGUUGAUUAAGCAGUCAGGGUAUAUCAUUUAGGUCAUUAAUUCUAUCUUAUCACAGAGCAUUCUUAAUAGCACCAUCGGAAAUCCGGACUGUCCGGUCCAUCGCGAAGCCUUUCUGUCGGGACGUCUUGCGCCCGUAGAUUCAAGCCUUGCCUGGAGUUCCGGCGCUUGUUGUCCACCAUCAUCCACGAACCCAGCAGCAGGGUUAGGAUAAUUCCCGUCCCGCCGAACGCUGCCGUCGUGACGAGGGCGGGCAUAUACUUGGGCGCGUCCUGAUUGCGGAAGAUAUUCGAGCUCACGACGCCCAUUAGGUUGGCCAUGGGGACGGCAAUGCUAGUCAGCAGCAUGCGACGACCUUCAUUGGCAAUGUUGUUGUUAUACCACACGUCCAGAAGAACCGACGGUGCUGAAGUUCCCCAGGUCAUCAUGAACGAAGCAAAGUACGCAACCCCCAGUGCGGACUCGACAUCGAUGGAAGAAUAGAUCACGAAGCCGAUAAACGUGAACAGGAAACCCAGCGCCACGAACGGGAACCGCCACCGGGUCCAAUCGCUGCAGAAGGCGAGGAUCAGCAGUACCACGGCACCGGAGACGUUCGGCGCCACAGUGUAGAGGUUGGUUUUCACGGUGCCGUACCCGAGUCGCUGAAUAAUUUGAGGCAGGAAGAGCUGCACGGACUGCAGAGGCACGCCGAGGCAAAUUUGAAUAGCGAUAAUGGCCCAGCUGGUGGGCUGCUUGAAGACUCGGAGGGCGUCGCGGAUGUUUAGCUUCUCGUUCACCACGGCGGAACUGUCCACUUGCAAUCGCAGGUGCGCCAGUUCUCGUUCUUCGAAGGAAAGGAAGGAUGCCUCUGAUGCUGACUGCGGCAGGUACCAGAAGGCAAAGAUGGCGAAAAGUACGGUCCCGCCGCCUUCGAUGAGGAAUAGAUAGCGCCAUUCAGCCAAGGGUCCGGAUUUGAUUUGGAAGACGCCGAAAGCAAGCAGACCGGAAAAUGCCGAUGCAAUGCUCUGUGCGGCAUAGAAGAUGGCCAGGCGCCGGGCUAGUUCUCCACGGCGGUAGAAUCUGAGAAUGUGGGUUAGACCGGUUCGUAUGCAGGGAGUAUGAAGAACAAGGGUACAUACGUGGUGAGAUAGUAAAUGACCAGAGGGAAGAAAGCACUCUCGGCCAUGCCCAGGAACCAUCGGAUGGCCAGCAGUCCGCUGAAAUUGAAGACGGCCACCACCAGGAUUGUGCAUAGACCAAAGCCGAACAUCAUGCAGGGUAGCACCACGUUGGGGCCGUAUUUCUUGCCCAGUAUACCGAGGAAGGGAGCCGUUAGGACGUAGGGGAUAAAGAAGAUGCUAAGAAUCAGAUUGUAUUGCCCUCCUUUGAGAUUGAGGGUCUCUGGGGUACCAGUCAGCUUCUAACCCCACAAGAUGCCACAAAGCCAUAACGCAAGCAGGGCUGGAUAGUACGCACCUUCUAACCCUGCCGUUUUGGCAUUGCCUAGGUUGGAUUUAUCAAGACUGUUGAAGAGGUACAUGAUGGCCAGCACUGGCAGGAUGCGCAGAUCGAACUUCCAGACCAGAGAUCGCUCGGCCCGCGAAUCGAUAACGGCGCCUAGGUCGGAGACAUCUUGAAUCUUGGACGCGGAAAUCUCGUCCGACGUCUCGACAGGGAUGGGUUUCGCGGGGUCCGGGGUAAUAGUCGCCAUUCUGGGCCGAGGAAUGGUUGGUUGAGAUACAUGUUGCCCAUGCCGGAUCGAGGGACUACUAUAUAUGAAUUCUCAAGGCAUCGUUGCCACUUCCUG
This is a messenger RNA of Aspergillus melleus, 3928 nucleotides long. RefSeq lists its product as uncharacterized. Gene Ontology annotation, biological process: amino acid transmembrane transport. Gene Ontology annotation, cellular component: membrane. Lineage: Eukaryota; Fungi; Ascomycota; Eurotiomycetes; Eurotiales; Aspergillaceae. The transcript is spliced from 3 exons. Bases 288 to 1946 code for a protein of 552 amino acids. Gene Ontology annotation, molecular function: amino acid transmembrane transporter activity. The record is from RefSeq and is a predicted model, not a curated record.